Molecule: messenger RNA, 540 nt
Organism: Solanum verrucosum
Lineage: Eukaryota; Viridiplantae; Streptophyta; Magnoliopsida; Solanales; Solanaceae
Product: RING-H2 finger protein ATL39-like
Exons: 2
Coding region: 1-540 (179 amino acids)
Source: RefSeq, a predicted model, not a curated record
AUGGAAUCUGCCUUCCUCUUUGGAUUUUUUGUCAAACGCGUUAUAGGUAUGGCAUGGGCUUCCACCCUCAACAAUUGGGUGUGUCUGGUGCUGAUUUUGCCGUGGCAUAUUGAGGCGGAGAUCAGACAGACCAGGUACUGGUCAGAGCCUGUGAAGACACCACCAGCGUUGUACUAUUUUUAUGCCUUUUUAGCUAUCUUCAUUGUUUUCAUUUGUUUUUUCAUUCGUUACUGUCGUCGUUGCUGCCGAGAGGCAAACGACGAUGCUCCUCCACAGGCGUCGGAGGCGCAACAGGCUCCUCCACCUGUGGAGCCACACCAUGAGCCGAGUGUCAUUGUCGACACAUUUCUAUUGAUCCCAUUAUGGGAUGAGAGAUGUGGAGAUUUUGACACAUGUGCUAUAUGUACGGCCGAGCUUGAUGAGGUAAGACUCUUACGAGUUCUUCCUUGCGGCCACAUAUAUCACCAUGACUGCAUCCUUGACUGGAUGUUGACGGGUGCUCUUCAGUGCCCAUAUUGUCGAUACGACAUAGUUCUAUAG